AUGAACAGGAUCGCGGUGAGGUCAGUUGUGGGCGGUCUGCGCGGUGGCCAGACCCAGAACUGCAACAGUUACAUUUCCACGGCUGUGCCCCUCACGCCAUUGGACGGCGCCGAGUUUCUGCAUUCCCUGAAGGGUGACGUUGGGACGAGGAUGAUGAGCACAGUGCCGCAGUCUGCUAAAACGGUGGAGGAGCGGAGGAAGAGCAAGAGCUCAGUCUCCGAUGAUGCGAAGAAAGGAAGUGAUAGGGUAGUAGUUUCGGAUUACUGGGGGAUUUAUAGGCCGAAGAUCACAAGAGGGGACGUGAGUGAGUGGACUUGGAAUUGCUUCAUGCCAUGGGAUACUUAUAAACCGGACUUAUCGAUUGAUUUGAGCAAGCACCAUGUGCCGAAGAUGUUUAUGGACAGAUUUGCGUAUAGGACCGUCAAGGUUCUUCGGAUGCCAACUGAUAUUUUCUUUAAGAGACGGUAUGGGUGUCGUGCAAUGAUGCUGGAAACUGUGGCAGCUGUCCCUGGCAUUGUGGGAGGAAUGCUACUGCACUUAAGGUCUCUCCGCAAGUUCCAGCAGAGCGGUGGUUGGGUCAAGGCUCUACUUGAAGAGGCAGAGAAUGAGAGGAUGCACCUCAUGACAAUGGUGGAACUUGUACAGCCCAUGUGGUACGAGAGGCUACUGGUUCUUCUUGUGCAGGGAUUGUUCUUCAAUGCCUUCUUUGUUCUUUAUUUGCUUUCUCCCAAACUGGCGCAUAGGAUUGUUGGGUAUCUGGAGGAGGAGGCUAUACACUCUUAUACAGAGUAUUUGAAGGAUAUCAAUAGUGGAAAGAUUGAAAAUGUACAAGCUCCUGCAAUCGCAAUCGACUACUGGAGGCUUCCUAAAGAUGCUACGCUAAGGGAUGUUAUUACUGUGAUUCGUGCCGAUGAAGCUCAUCAUCGAGAUGUCAACCAUUAUGCAUCUGAUAUUCAAUUUCAGGGUAAGGAAUUGAGAGAGGCACCGGCUCCCUUUGAUUAUCACUGA
Messenger RNA from Prunus armeniaca (apricot), 1008 nucleotides. The record is from the annotation of a GenBank genome assembly. NCBI's taxonomy places the organism in Eukaryota, Viridiplantae, Streptophyta, Magnoliopsida, Rosales, Rosaceae.